Messenger RNA from Marmota flaviventris (yellow-bellied marmot), 1416 nucleotides. NCBI's taxonomy places the organism in Eukaryota, Metazoa, Chordata, Mammalia, Rodentia, Sciuridae. The record is from RefSeq and is a predicted model, not a curated record.
AUGCAGCCCUCACCCUUUCUGCAGCAGAAACCCAGCAUAGACCUGCUGCUGACCAUGUCAAAGGCCAUAUCUGUGGCACUAGAUGUGCUCACGGCCUGUGUGGCCACCUCCUUCCUUGGGCCCAUCUGUGUCCAGGAAUGUGACUUCGAGUUGCUGGUCUUGGUCACCGGCCUCCUGUAUACCCUGACAUGGUUGGCUGCCUGUCGGAUGGUGGACUCUGCCCAGUGUGAGCUCUGGAUGGGCAUCUGUUGUAAGAGCCAGAAGCAGGUCGUCCCUGAAAACCUGGGCAGCUCUGUGAAGACCCCACCGCACCACCUGUCCAGGGUGAACGGCUGGUCGCCCCCUCUGCACUCCUUCCAGCUGGUAUGCUGGGCCAUCUUCCUGGUCAUGUGUGUCACCACCUUCGGGAUCUUCAUCCCCUUCCUGCCCCUGGACUGGAAGCUCGCUGCCUACGCUGUAUCCUUGCUCCUGGUGAUGGGAGCCGUGUUCCUGUUCCACAUGUUGGUCCACCUGAUUGCUGUUACCAUUGACCCCGCCGAAGUCAACGUGCGACUUAAAAGCUAUGCCCAGCCUGUGCCGACCUUCGACCGGUCCAAACAUGCACACGUGAUCCAGAACCAGUACUGCCACCUGUGUGAGGUCACUGUGAGCGAGAAAGCCAAGCACUGCAGCUCCUGCAACAAGUGCGUCUCUGGAUUCGACCACCACUGCAAAUGGCUCAACAACUGUGUGGGGAGCAGGAACUACUGGUUCUUCUUCACCUCUGUGGCCUCAGCCCUGUGUGGGCUCUUCUGCCUGAUGGUCCUCCUGCUGUACGUCGUCAUCCAGAACUUCGUCAACCCCAGCAAGCUCCGCAUGGACCCCCUGUACAAAGAUGUCAGGUCUUCCAACCAGUGGCUGCUGUUCCUGCCCCUGUGCCCCGUGCAGGUGAAGACCCCCGUGGUCUUCUUCGUCCUCACAGUGGUGCUGCUGCUGGGCUCCACCAGCUUCGUGCUGCUGGGCCACCUGCUCGUCUUCCACCUGUACCUGAUGGCCAAGCACUUGAGCACCUUCGAGUACAUGAUGCAGACCCGCUUCCAGCAGAACCAAGUGCCCACGAGGCGCGAAGGGCUGAUUCUGCUCAAAGAGAAGGGGCGUCCAAAGGUAGCCUGUGGGGUAAGCAUGGCCUAUGGGGUGCAGAAGGUGGCCUAUGGGGUGCAGUGUGGCCUGUGGGAUAGUGGGAGCUCCAUCACGUCCUGCUGCUCCAUGCUGGACUUGGCCAUCAAAAGUGACCCUGGGCCACCCUGCAUGGCAGCAAGGGCCCGGGGUCUACCUUUCUGCCUGCGCAUCCGGGGCCCAGGUUCCCAGAAAUCCUCUCCUUGCAAGCGGAGGAAGAAGAAGGCGGCGGCUGAGGAGGUUCGCGAGGUUCCAGAGUAG